Mesorhabditis belari is the source of this 420-nucleotide messenger RNA. NCBI's taxonomy places the organism in Eukaryota, Metazoa, Nematoda, Chromadorea, Rhabditida, Rhabditidae. The record is from the annotation of a GenBank genome assembly.
AUGGAUGAUAAGACGAAAAAAGGGUAUUACUAUAUUCUGAUGGCACCAGAAGUGCAUUGCGCGAACAAAGCGGGCACUCGUAGCAUCAAAUCCGAGCUAAAACGCUUUAAACUGGAUCGAGUUGAGAUUUUAAAAAUCGAUAUUGAAGGUGCUGAACUUGAAGCUUUACCACCUUUACUCGAAGAAGUCGUCAUUUGUCAGAUCUUGAUCGAAAUCCAUGCGAAUCCGAAAGAAUUCGUCGAUUUCAUUGUAUUCAUGGCAAAGAAAGGCUAUCGUAUGUUCCAUUUCGAGAUCAACGGCCUUUCAAUGGAUCUCUGCGAAUUCUCAUUCAUUCACGACUCAUGCAUGGAUCAAUUCAACGCCAUCCCGCUCGCUUAUUUCUGGGAGCUCAUUCCGGCGUUGAAAAAUGGGAAUUUAACU